This is a messenger RNA of Boleophthalmus pectinirostris (great blue-spotted mudskipper), 852 nucleotides long. RefSeq names its product serine/threonine-protein kinase pim-3-like. The transcript is spliced from 6 exons. Gene Ontology annotation, molecular function: protein serine/threonine kinase activity; ATP binding. Gene Ontology annotation, cellular component: cytoplasm. Gene Ontology annotation, biological process: protein autophosphorylation; regulation of mitotic cell cycle; negative regulation of apoptotic process. The record is from RefSeq and is a predicted model, not a curated record. Lineage: Eukaryota; Metazoa; Chordata; Actinopteri; Gobiiformes; Gobiidae. The coding region runs from base 226 to 852 and encodes 208 amino acids.
GGAUGAUCAUACUAAUAAUAUUUUUUCUAUUCAGUGAGUGACUUUGAGACAAAGUACGAGGAGCACGAGGAGCUCGGAGAGGGUUCAUUUGGGUCUGUCUUUUCCGGUGUGCGGAUAUCAGACCAACAACCAGUGGCAAUUAAACACAUCAAACGAGAGGAUGUGGAUUUUGUUCCAGUGACCAUUGAAAAGGAGGUUUACUCGGUCCCUGAGGAGGUGGUCCUCAUGACCAAAGCAGCUCCGAAUUGCCACUCAGUUGGAAAGGACCCCUCGGUAAAUCUUCUAGACUGGUACCUCCAAGACCAGGAGGUAGUGCUGGUCAUGGAGAGACCCACCCCUUCUGAAGACCUGUUUAACUACUGUCUGAAGAACGCACCACUGUCGGAGGACCAAGCAAAGGUGCUGAUGCGACAGGUUGUGGACGCGCUGGUGGACCUUCACGCUAAAGAGGUUUUCCAUAGAGAUAUCAAAAUGGAAAACCUCCUGGUCCAAACCACAGAGUCCGGUUCCCGGAUUCGUAUCAUAGACUUUGGUUGUGGCUGUAACGUCCAAUCAAACCCCUACUACGAUUACAACGGGACAGAAGAAUUUGCUCCUCCUGAGGCCUUCAAGAAUAAAGGUUACCACGCUGGUCCAACCUCAGUGUGGCAGAUCGGAGCUCUACUAUACGAGCUACUGCGCUCUGAUGAGAAAGAAGAGUUCACCACAAAACGCUGGACCAAGAGAAAACUCAGUCUGAGUGGUGUGUCGCAAGAGUGCUGUCACUUCCUUCAGGCCUGUCUGGCAGUGAACCCAACUCAUCGAAUAAGUUUGGACCAGCUGAGCCACCAUCCGUGGUUCAGUGUAGUUUAA